AUGCGUAGCGCGUUGACUGAGCAUUCGGUGAACUCCGCGCGUCAAGAGAACAAGGAGAAGGKGUGUAUUGAUUUUGGGAAUUACCUACCACCCGAGGGAUGCCGAGAGCUUUCUUGAUCAGGAGCAGGAGUGCCUUUCCUACUCAAAACUCAAAAAAGGAAAACCUCCCCGAAGUUCAAGAUGAAAAUAACAGAAAUGCACAGUCGACAGGAAUUUCAGAGCAUUUUAAGCAAGAUUUUUCUAGUGUUGCCUAUGCGAUUCCAACAACUUCAGUAGAUCACAUUACACCCGCCGAUGAUGAUGUUGACAGGAGAGUAUACGCUGGACAUAUGCGAGAACUCGAACGAUCAAACAGUGAAGACGAAAAGCAAGRAUUUAGCCGUUCAUCGCUCGAGAUACCAAAAUACCGAGUCAUCAACACGAAAAUAAACCAAGGAGGCAGAAAAAAGUCUAAACGCGCUUUAGAGACACAACCAGGAGAUUUAACAGACAAUUAUGUCCCCAAGAAGGUACGAAAAGGUCAGCCUAAGAAAACAGUCGUUUAUUACUACGAAACCGCCGAAGAAACUCAAGCGAGGGAAAACAACGGUUUUCACAAAGUUCCUAAAGAUGAGUCAGGUUGUGGUAGAAAUUACACGCAUGACAAGCGGCAUUACGCUAAUGAACACAGUCGUUAUCACAACCAUGAAGCCUCUCAAUCUCCUGGGACGUCAAGUGACAAUUUCUAUUCAUCUAGUGGUGGCAAACAAACUGGGUCAUUUGCAAUGCAGAACAGCCGCGAAUCACUCGACCAAGAAAAAGCGGCCUCGAAAGGUACACAAAAGAACAAUGACGUGUUAGACAAGAAUGCAGGAUUGGAAAAUGUCAUGAUAGUGGAAUAUCACUCGAUGAGCAGGAAUCAAGACAAAAGAUAUCGUGCCAACGAGCACAAAUCUACAGAACCCGUAACGCAACAGACAUCACGGGGUUAUUAUUUACCAUCUCGUAGUGUUCAUACAACCUCUUACAGACCAGUUACCACUAAUGUGACAACUUCAGUUCCUGCAAAGAUUCAACCGCCUCAAAGUGCUUCGGUUCCUGCCGUCAAACAAGAAUCAGAAACAAAGGUUGUCUAUGUGCCUGUCUUUCCUGUAUCGCGAGGUCCUAAUGGCGUCAUUUAUGAAGCCAUUCCAAAUGCUACUCCUAUUAUGGCUAAAGAUACAGUACAAGUACAACCAAGCCAGCCAGAACCACAACAAGCGCAACAGCCACCCCGACUGGAACCACCAAGAGCAAUACCGCAGCAGCCACACCGACCAGAACCACCAAGAGCAAUACCGCAGCAGCAAAUAGUCCAACCAGGACAGGAGGUUAUUGUGCGACCUGUGAUGCCCAGCCCACCUGCACCUCAGAAUGAACCGAGGAUGGAGUACAGGGCAUAUGAACCACAUAUGCCACAACAACUUACUGCAACCCCUGCACCUGGGCACCAAUCGUUUCAGCCACACCAUCAAGGCCACGUCAUGGUGCAGCAGCAAACAGCUCCACCCUACCCAUCACAUACCACCACAGUUGUUCAAGUUCCUCAGUAUCAGGCAAGCAGACCACAUUAUAAACAGCAGUACCAACCAAGAGCAGAACAUCCACAGACCUCUCACGCUGCAACAGUCCCACAGCCACACAAUUAUCGACCUAAGCAUCAAACAGUAUCAGCAUCUCAGCCUCCAAACACAAGGGGUUCAGAGCCAGUACAGCACUACCAACAUGCAAGACCAGCUGUCCCUGUAUCCCAAACUUACCAUGAAGUUCCAGUUCAUCAGUAUACGGCACAACAGAGCCAACUACAGCAUCACAACUACCAAAGAGAAGAGAUAACGGUCCAACGUUAUCCUUCUCCUGUAAACGUAGUAGUAUCAGCUCCACAAAAUAUGUAUCCAGAUAGAGUCGCCCAACCAAGACCACCUCCUCUUCCAUCGCAGCCUCAACAUGUAGAGAAACCAGCCCUUCCUUCACCAUCAUAUCCACAAGAGAGUGCCAACAGGCAGCUUACUCCUCGCUACACACCUGAUGGUGUCAACCAUAGACACAAGUUUGUCUACGCUCCUCCGCCUGCUGACUUCAUGAACAGUCCUGUCUACAGAGUACCAAAAAACGAGGAAAAGAGCAGAAAUGAGGCGUACUAUAAUGGGAAAGUUGGUAACAAGAGUGGAUCCAAAAAGCGCAAAUCUUCCUUGCCAUCUCAUGCUGUUAUGCCGAGAAAGAUAGACGAACACCAAGAGAUCCCAAGCCCUGUGGAGAGCAACUCCAGAACACCAAGCCCAAAAGAAACAGAUUUGAGAUGCAACGAAAGGCUUGUCAAGUCACCUAAUCGACCCUCUACGCUAAACAAAUCAAGCCUUGUCAUCACUCCUCCAGUGUCGCCCACAGAGGGAGAGGAAGAGAAUAUUGAAACCGUUACAGUUGUUGUGCGCGAUCAAGGAAUCCAAGCCAGUCCAAAAGAUGGACGCUCACUUGAACAUACAUGUUACAAAAGACCGAUUAAACAUAUGCGCAGCGGUAGCUACCACUCUGAAAGUUCAGAAGAGGAGUUUCUAGAGGACGAUAAUUGUAACAUGAAAGACACUCGCAAAAUGAAAGCUGAGCAUCAUUUGAGGAGCCAGUCAGAUGAAGAAGAAGAUGAAGAUCAUGGUACGUAUACAGCAGAUGGUACUCUGGUCGUACGUAUUCCAUACUCAGAAACCAACAACCUCAAAAAACAACAUCGAGCAAAAAGGGGGAACUAUAGAUUUGUUUGCAGGUAUUGCAACAAAGGAUUCCAGUGGCAUUCUCAUCUAGAAUCUCAUGAGCGCACGCAUACCGGAGAAAAGCCCUUUAAGUGUCCUGAAUGUGAUCGCGCAUUCUGUAGAGCUGAUGGCUUACAGUGUCAUAUGCUGGUUCACAACAAAAAGAGACCCUACAAGUGUCCUUAUUGCGGCAAGGGAUUCAACGACAAGAUAAUUUUGGAAAAGCAUAUUUAUUCACAUACUGGAGUAAAGCCAUUCAAGUGCGAGUACUGUGGACGUGCUUUCAGUGAUUCUCUUUCUAUUGAAAAACACUUAUUGGUUCACACUGGUAGCAAGCCAUACAAAUGCCCGUACUGUGUGCGCUCGUUCAACGAUUCUCAAAUGUUAGUCAGACACAUCCGAAGCCAUACCGGCGAGAAACCAUUCAAGUGUAAACACUGUCCAAUGGCAUUCAGCAAACAAAGUGCCCUUAUUAUUCAUACAAGAGUCCAUACAGGGGAAAAGCCAUAUCAGUGCCCUCACUGUAUCAAGUCAUUCUCAAUCUCUGGGAACCUACAAAGGCAUAUUCUAAUUCACACAGGCGAAAGACCCUACAAAUGCAGCAAGUGUCCAAAGGCUUUCAACAAUCCAAGUCAUUUAUCAAGACACAUUAGCAAGCUUCAUGCUCCUCAGCUUGAAAACGCCAAGGAACAAAUAAAAUACGAACAAUUUCAACCUGAACAACCAUAUCAUUCACCUCCAGAAGUGGUAUAAGAACUAUUUUUAUUCACAGAAUUUAUUUUUUUGUUAGCUAGUCUGAUGUUUAUAUUAGUCUAAUUUGAUUACUUCACAAAGCCAAUGCAUAAUUAUUUUUUUGCUCUAAUAACUUUUUUAGGAGACCACAGAAUAAUAUACGGUUGAACUUAAACCGAAAUGGUUAAUUAGCUUAUAGUUUCCAUAAAAUGUAUACUCAAUAUAUAUAUAUAUUUCGAAAGUUUGCCAUAAAUACAAGACCAGUGUCUUUCCUCGUGUAGUGGACUGCAAAGUCAAUAGAUUAAGAUUUCCCGCCUUUUUUACGGUUAUUAUCAUGUUAAGUAACACCUGCAGUGCCAAAACGUGGCUUGCAGUUCUGUUUUAAUGUCCUGUGGUUUGUUGGCUGUUAAAAAAUCACCUCAAAACUUGAGAUUAUCUUACAAUGUAAGUUGAAAGUGGUAGUAUGCAUGUGUACAGUAAUGGUAUACAUAAUAUUUAGAAAUAUUUAUGACAAGGAUAGUAAUUAUUCACUUAAAUAUACGCCUCUUGCAGAUAGUAUUGAUUGUUUUAGGUAUCAGAAAACUAAGAAAACCUAAACUUGAGUAAAUUAAGUUCAUAUAUAACAUAUGAACACUUAUUUCUAGUGGUAAUCACUUUAUGGUGGCGAUUCGUUGUACCAAAAAAUAUUAUAAAGAUGCUAAUGUAUAUUUGAAAACUAAUCAUGUUAAUAGUGUUUCAUGCUAGCAUCAUGCAGUAGUUCUAUAUUUAUAUUAAAGACACUGGGUUUAAGUUUGUACAUAUUUUACUGAUAUAUCCAGAUCGUUGAAGUUAGGUAAGCAUAUUGGAAGAGUUCACUUAAGUACUCAGUCUAUUCCAUAUUAUUUUGAAUAAAUUGUCUGAUCAAGUUUGCAGAGA
Messenger RNA from Actinia tenebrosa (Australian red waratah sea anemone), 4409 nucleotides. RefSeq lists its product as uncharacterized. NCBI's taxonomy places the organism in Eukaryota, Metazoa, Cnidaria, Anthozoa, Actiniaria, Actiniidae. Gene Ontology annotation, molecular function: DNA-binding transcription activator activity, RNA polymerase II-specific; RNA polymerase II cis-regulatory region sequence-specific DNA binding. The record is from RefSeq and is a predicted model, not a curated record. Gene Ontology annotation, biological process: regulation of transcription by RNA polymerase II. Gene Ontology annotation, cellular component: nucleus.